This is a messenger RNA of Penaeus indicus, 362 nucleotides long. RefSeq lists its product as uncharacterized. The record is from RefSeq and is a predicted model, not a curated record. The transcript has a single exon. Lineage: Eukaryota; Metazoa; Arthropoda; Malacostraca; Decapoda; Penaeidae. The annotation marks the transcript as partial.
CAGAAUUAAUCAAUUGCGGUGGAGAGCCAUCUGUCAAAACCCUACAUCUUCUGUGCAACCGAAUACUCCAAACUGGUAAAUGGCCUACACAAUGGACUCAGUCCAUCCUCAUUCCCAUCCCAAAGAAGAAAAUGAGCAAAAACUGUAGUGAACACCGCACAAUUAGCCUUAUAAGUCACCCUAGCAAAGUCUUACUUACCAUCAUCCUAAAUAGAAUAAAACCGGGAAUCGAAGAAAUUCUAGAUGAAUCACAAGCUGGCUUCAGAAAAGACCGAAGCACAGUGGAACAGAUUUUAAAUCUAAGGCUUCUGAGUGAAAGCCAGAGAAACCACCAGAAGAAUGUUUUCCUUAAUCGACUUUAA